Neoarius graeffei (lesser salmon catfish) is the source of this 1986-nucleotide messenger RNA. It is a transcript of the gene xcl32a.1, whose product is annotated as chemokine (C motif) ligand 32a, duplicate 1. The coding region runs from base 154 to 1128 and encodes 324 amino acids. Lineage: Eukaryota; Metazoa; Chordata; Actinopteri; Siluriformes; Ariidae. Gene Ontology annotation, biological process: immune response; inflammatory response; cellular response to interleukin-1. Gene Ontology annotation, molecular function: chemokine activity; CCR chemokine receptor binding. The transcript has 3 exons. The record is from RefSeq and is a predicted model, not a curated record. Gene Ontology annotation, cellular component: extracellular region.
AUGUCCCUGAGUGAGGUGUAAGUGGGUCUCGGUGACAAUGAGGGGUGGGGGCUGUAGAGUUAGUGGGUUGAGAGACCUCCCUCACUUCAUCUUAUACUUUUCUGGGUCAAAAGAAGUUUCUACAGUAUAGGUGAGAGAGUCUAAGAGGACAAGAUGAAGGUGAAAUACUUUGUCGGGAUUCUUUUGGCUAUGCAAUGCGUCACUGGUGUGUCUACGACAGGAAAUGGACCUGCAUUAACAUGUUGUACAAAAAGAAGCACAACUCAGGUAGAGGUAAAAAAAAUUAAGAGCUACAUGUAUCAAAAUGGACCACCAUGUAAAACCAUAGCUGUAAGGUUUCUCUUGUUUAGUGACAAAACAAUAUGCUCUGAUCCAGAGAAUCCUUGGGCACAACAUGCCAUGAAGAUACUGGAUGAAAUAAAAAACAAAACUAUACGCAACACCUCACCACCAUGGACUUCUACAAGCUGGACAGAAACCACUUCAAGCACAUCCUCACCAGAAGCAAAUACAGAGAGCACAAUAACCAUGACAACCCCUAAAGGAAUAUCAACCACAUGGACACCAAGAACAUCCAUCACUUCUAGAACUUUGAGCAAACAACCACUUGGAACUACCAACAAGCCAUAUCAUUGGACAACAACACAAGUUACAACAAUGAAGAUGACUACUAGGGAGCCAUUAACAAAUGGCAUCAAGACGACUUCCAUGACUACAACAACAGAAAGCCCAGUGACAACACCUAAAGGAACAUCGACCACAUGGAAACCAACAACAUACAUCACUCAUACAACCUCAACCACUGUACAGCCUGUGAAUACGAGCAAGCCACCUCAAUGGAUGACAACAACACAACUUACGACCAGGAAAGAAUAUACUACUACGGAAAGGAAGCCAGUCACAUCUGAAACCAAGACAACUUCCAUGACUAUGACAACAGAAAACAGUGUGGCCAUGACAACACCUAGGAGAGCAUCAUCCACAGCGAAUGUUUCACCAAAAAAAGUGUGCUGCCUAACCAACACCUCAGGAAAGACGAAAAUUCCAUGGACACUCAGACGUUUGAGAAAGAAAAGUAAGAAGGGACUGAGGAGAGCACAAAUGAAGAUUUCAUGUGUAGUAUGUUGAGCAAAACUGCUCAGUUUGCUUUUGAGAUCUUUUUGAGACUGGAAGGUUAAAGGUUAAGAAUCUUUUGCGCUCAUAGACUACCACAGAACAUUGUGAGAAAAAUCUUGUGAUUAUUAUUUGCCCACUUUCUAUAUGUGCAUUGUCUUUCUGUGUUGACUCAUUAGGAGCCAGAUCAGCAUCGCCAAGACUUUUGAGACUUCUGACACAUUGACAUGAGCAUGACACAUAUUGUGGAGAUGCAGAGAUUUGCAGAUGCGUACAUUUAGAUUUAUAUUUAUAGAAUUUGGCAGAGCGACUUAAAGAAAUGCUUUGGAGCCUCCAAGGCCAGGGUUGAAGAAUACAAGCUAAGGCUCUGGGGUGAAUUUUAAUUUCCUUUUUUUUUUUUUUGCUUGUCAUUUAAGUGCAUAUUAAAGCCAGCCAGGAGAAGUUGAUUCCACCACUUGGGUGCCAUGACAUUGAUACCAACAAAUGCCAUCCAUACACAAUCUUAGAUCCUUAAUUGUUACUGAACUGUACACAAUUACAGAUAUGUGUAGUAAUAUAGAUUGAUGUACAUUUAUGCUAUGUGUAUAUAUAUAUGAAUAUAUUUUUUGUUUCACUAUUUACAUACUUUGAUUGUGAAUAUAUAUAUAUAUAUAUAUAUAUAUAUAUAUAUAUAUAUAUAUAUAUAUAUGAGGGAGAGAGCAGUAGAGAGCUUGUCCAACACUAUUUCUGUUGAACCAUUUGCUCUGAUGUGCAAUAAUGCUGUCCAGGGAGUAAUUUCAAUAUAAUGUGAAGUUGCGUCUUGAAUUAAAGUGAUAAAGUGUAUAAGCAUAUACUAUGCUAUUUAUUACAGUGAUUAAAAUAUUUAUGCACCCA